AUGUCCUUCAGAUCUACCUACGUACACCUCUUAGACUACGAGACUACCAACACCUAUUGCACCGUCUCCUCUCUCAACUUUGCCCCACGUUUCCAUUCUGGGCAUAUCUCAAACAUUCGUUGCAUUGCCCAAUGUCAUCAGACAGCUAAACAUCGCCCACUAACUCGGUAUCUCGUGUCCGGUGGUGGUCGUGGAAUGCUAGUUGCCUGGCGUCUGGACGAGGCUGAUCAACCGGGUCUCGUCGGGUGGGUUUGUUUGGACACAAGUCUGCGAGGCACGGGUCCUCUUAUCUCCUGCCCUCUUGAACGGAAAAGAAGCGCUACAUUUAGCGUCUGUGAUCUUAGGAUUAUGGCCCUUCUAGCGUUUCAACAGAGAGAGGGGGAUAACAUCAGUGUUCUUGCCGCUUGCUCGGAUGGCAGUAUCAGACUUGUCAAGAUUAGUCUGCCAUGCGAGUCUACUGGAUGGUUGCCUCGAUUCUACCAACUUGCCGAUUUUCGAAGUGGACAUAGACGGAGUUGCAUCCUCAGUCUGUGCUGCAUAACUCAACCAACUGAAAGCCGAGUUUCUAUUGCCUACAGCAACACCAGUGGAGUUGUGGAAGCAUUUAAAAUAGAUCUUGAUGAUGGCAGCCUCCACAAACAACUCUUUUCACUUCAUCUGGAAGUGGAAAAUCCCACCACAAAGGCGGUGGCCUCAUGUGCAGCAAACUCGAUCGCGAUGUUGGCUGAUCACAUCGCGAUAGCAGGUGACGACGGUAGUCUCCGAUUGGCCAACUUACGGGGCGUUUGGAUCACCAAAGCAGUCCGACACUUUGCGGCCGUUGUCAAAGUCACCAGUCUGUCUAAACAAAAUUGCCUGUUGACUUUGGGUGCUGAUCAUCGACUGUUGCUGUGGCAAGUUAUGGAGGGUGCUAAACUCUCCGUUCUUUCGGAGACGAUGUUGACAGGACUAGGAGAUCCUCAGAAUAUUUCCCUCCUCCCAACCGACGAAGCCGAGAAGGCGUAUUUAGCAAUGGUUUGCGGUUCCGGCCUCCAACUUUGUUAUUUCAAAUUUGACCAAUAA
This is a messenger RNA of Echinococcus granulosus, 1062 nucleotides long. RefSeq lists its product as hypothetical. Gene Ontology annotation, biological process: tRNA methylation. The record is from RefSeq and is a predicted model, not a curated record. Gene Ontology annotation, molecular function: protein binding. The transcript has 3 exons. Gene Ontology annotation, cellular component: cytoplasm. The coding region runs from base 1 to 1062 and encodes 353 amino acids. NCBI's taxonomy places the organism in Eukaryota, Metazoa, Platyhelminthes, Cestoda, Cyclophyllidea, Taeniidae.